Labrus bergylta (ballan wrasse) is the source of this 1989-nucleotide messenger RNA. RefSeq names its product interleukin 4 induced 1 (gene il4i1). The record is from RefSeq and is a predicted model, not a curated record. Gene Ontology annotation, molecular function: L-amino-acid oxidase activity. Lineage: Eukaryota; Metazoa; Chordata; Actinopteri; Labriformes; Labridae. Gene Ontology annotation, biological process: amino acid catabolic process.
CAGUCAGGUGAGCUUCUGCUUUGAGCUCAGUCAGGCUUUUUACACGAGACAGAAAUCAACGAGGAAACAUGGAAGAAAGACAUCAUCUGCUGUGUGUUUGUCCUGAGAAAAAUUAGAAGGCUGUGUGAGUUGGGGAAGCUUUUUUGGCUCUAAAGAAAAAACUAUAUGUAAAGGUUUCUUUUGCCUCUCAGAGUGACUCUAACAGCAGAAGGAAGACGUCCAAACUGUGGAGCUCCAUCCUUAAGAUGAUCCCUCACAUGGCUCUGUGCAAGUUGUUUCCUCUAGUUGUAGUCGGGGUCGUGAUUUUUGCUGUGAGUGGGAUCUUUGGAGACCCCCUGUACGAUUGUCUACAAGACACCGACUACAGGGAGCUGCUCAACAUCGUGGAAAAAGGUCUUCCUGUCUCCAAGAGCCCUCGUCACAUAGCCAUCAUUGGAGGGGGCAUGGCUGGACUGACCGCUGCAAAGUUUUUAGAAGAUGCAGGACAUACGGUGACAAUAAUAGAAGCCAGUGACCGUAUUGGAGGACGUGUGGAGACCUUCAGGAACAGAAGAGAAGGCUGGUACGCAGAAGUGGGCGCCAUGAGGAUCCCCAGCUUUCAUAAGAUUUUGCUCUCCUUUGCCUCCAAAUUACAAAUUUCCUUGAACCACUUUAUCCAAGAUGACAUCAACACCUACUAUUUUGUAAACGGGGUGUUGCAGAAAACCUAUGCGGUGGAAAACAACCCUGAUAUUCUCAACUACAGCCUGAACGAAGGAGAGAGAGGGAUGUCAGCCGCUCAGCUCUUCAGUAAGACACUCUGGAAGGUGAGGGACGACCUGAAGUCAAUGGGCUGCAGUGCCAUGUUGAAUAAAUAUGAUUCCUACACAGUGAAGGAGUACCUGGUGAAGGAGGGGAACCUGAGCCGUGGUGCACUGAGGAUGGUCGGGGACCUCCUGAAUGAAAACAGCCUCUUCUACACGUCGCUGAUAGAGAUGCUGUACAUUCAGUCAGACAUCAAUGACAACACUGAGUAUUUUGAGGUGACAGAUGGAUUCGACCACCUCCCGAGGGCUUUCUACCAGGUGUUGAAUGCUACGAUUCUUCUCAACUCCAAAGUCAAACAGGUAGACCAAACAGGCGGCAGAUAUGUCACCGUAACCUUCCAGGACUGGCGUAAUCCAGACUCCCUGGUCAACCUGACGGUGGACUAUGCUUUGGUUACAUCUUCAGCCAAAGCCAGUGUCUUCAUAGACUUCCUGCCUCCUCUGUCUGGAGACAAGAUGGAGGCCCUGCGCUCGGUUCAUUACGCCAGCUCCACCAAGGUGAUCCUCAGCUUCAGUCAGAGGUUCUGGGAGAAAGAAGGCAUCAGAGGAGGGAAGAGCGUCACAGACCGGCCCUCCCGCUUCAUCUACUACCCCAGCCACAGCUUCCCCGGCACAGACGCAGGGGCCCUCCUCGCGUCCUACACCUGCUCUGACGACUCCACCCUCUUCCAAGGCUUGAGCGAGGACGAGCUGAUGGCGGUGGUGCUGGAGGAUUUGGUGAAGAUCCACGGAGAGGAUAUCCGGCCUAUAUGGACAGGGGGGCUAGUGAAGAAGUGGGGCUUGGAUCCUUACAGUCUAGGAGCUUUCGCCUUGUUCACGCCCUACCAGCAGGGACACUACGCCCGAGAACUGUUCCAGAGUGAGGGGCGGGUGCAUUUUGCAGGAGAACAUACAGCUACACCUCACGGGUGGAUAGAAACCGCCAUGAAGUCUGCACUCAGGGCAGCGAAAAAUAUAAACAGCCUCACACUUUAGUUUUUUGAAGCAAAAAUGUGUUUUAUAUCUUCUGUGUUCAAUCUACAUACUGGUCAAUCAAUUUCAACCAUAGACUGUUCAAAGAAGUGGACAAAGCCAGACUUACAUAAGCCAUUGGUUUGUGAACCUCACUUUUGAAGCAUGAAAUUCAGCAGUAUUGUCCAAUGCAUCUUCUUCUUUUUCUCAAACCAGCUAAAAAGGCAAGUUU